AUGGGUUCUCAGCCUCCUGUCCACAAGCGCCUCAUUGUCUGCUGCGAUGGGACGUGGAUGAAUAGCGAUAACGGCUACGUAGAGCCAACGCUGGAGCAUCCUCAGGGGACACUUCAAGUACCUUCAAACGUGACACGAAUCAGCCGAUGCUUCAAGCGGCGCUGCGACGAUGGAACCCUGCAAAUCAUAUCAUAUGAAUCCGGAGUAGGAACUGGUAGCAAUGCCAUUGACACCCUCACCGGCGGCGCAUUCGGCCUGGGUCUCUCAGAACGAGUCCGCGAAGCGUACUCAUACCUGGCCUCCAACCAUAUAGACGGCGAUGAAAUAUUUCUCGUCGGAUUUUCUCGAGGAGCCUUUACAGCUCGAUCGGUCGCAGGAAUGAUUGGAAACCUAGGCCUUCUCACCAGAGAGGGCUUGGAGUACUUCUAUCCCAUCUUCAAGGACAUGGAGAAUUGGAACAAUGACAAUUACGACGACGAGUUCCCGGGGCAGCCUUUUCCCAACAAACCCAAAGGACCAAACGCAGCCGCCGUGUACCGAAAGAGGCUCGAGGAGUUGGGGUAUACUCGCGUGUACCAGGCGAACGGCGAGUUGAUUAAAAUUAAGGCCGUCUGCGUUUGGGACACUGUUGGUAGCCUGGGUAUCCCUAAGGUUUCGUGCACAUAUAAAUGGCAUGAUACAUCGCUGUCGGAUCGCAUAGAACAUGCCUUCCAGGCACUUGCUCUGGAUGAAACCCGUGCUCCAUUUUCCCCAGCUGUCUGGGAACGUCUUCCAGAAAAUAGGUUGACAACCGAUCUUAGACAGGUCUGGUUCCCAGGAAACCAUGGAAACUGUGGUGGAGGUUGGCCUGACCAAGAAGCCUCUGACUCUUCACUUGCCUGGAUGAUGGACCAGAUGGCAUCUGUAGGAGUCGAGUUCGAUUUGUCAUGUCUCGAGAGGGUCGCACAGAAGACCAUCGGCUACUACAAAAGCCUGCAAACUACAAAGAAGAAGGGUCCAAAAUGGGCUGUUGAUCCCAUCUAUUCAAGCAACCAGCCAGUGCGACCGUGGGCACUCGGAUCCAUCAAUAAGGCUGGCAGCUUUAUAUACAAGCUCUCGGGAUUCGAAGACAGGACGCCUGGUUUAUACAAGCGAACCGAUCCGAAGACGGACCGCGAUACCAACAUCUUCCUGCAAGAUACCAACGAACGUAUUCACAGCUCUGCCAGAGUACGCCUUGCUUGCAAGGGCCUUGGCUUGGACGACAAGGGGGUCUGGAGCUGUCCAUCCCUAUCCAGCUGGCAGUUGACGCAUACGGAUGCAACGUUUGAAGACCCAAUCCCUCACAGCCCCAGCUGGUGGCAAGGCCCGCCUGAUGAAUCUGGGGUGGAAAAACAACAAAACGGGAGAUGGAUUUGGGAGUUCGCGGGGCCAAAGGGUUCUGCUCCGACGGACCCCAAGCAGAGGAUUAUGGUGGAGGAGCCAUUGGGGCCUUAUGAACGAUAUCUGCUUCAACUUUCAGAGGGAACGCCAAACGUCUAUCUGUUUGCCGAGACUCAAGAUAUUGACUGGCAGGGGAAGAAGAUUCCCGCCCUGAGAAGUGGCAAGGAGUGA
This is a messenger RNA of Trichoderma aggressivum f. europaeum, 1593 nucleotides long. RefSeq lists its product as uncharacterized. The coding region runs from base 1 to 1593 and encodes 530 amino acids. Lineage: Eukaryota; Fungi; Ascomycota; Sordariomycetes; Hypocreales; Hypocreaceae. The transcript has 4 exons. The record is from RefSeq and is a predicted model, not a curated record.